Messenger RNA from Malassezia japonica, 1773 nucleotides. RefSeq names its product non-specific serine/threonine protein kinase (gene gad8). NCBI's taxonomy places the organism in Eukaryota, Fungi, Basidiomycota, Malasseziomycetes, Malasseziales, Malasseziaceae. Gene Ontology annotation, cellular component: cytoplasm; nucleus. Gene Ontology annotation, molecular function: ATP binding; protein serine/threonine kinase activity. The coding region runs from base 1 to 1773 and encodes 590 amino acids. The record is from RefSeq and is a predicted model, not a curated record. The transcript has 3 exons. Gene Ontology annotation, biological process: protein phosphorylation.
AUGUCUUGGCGACUGGGCAAGAAAUUACGCGAUAGCUCGAGCUUCUCGUUUGGGUCACAACCUGUGACAUUGCCAGUCGACCGCUCCGCGACACCGAAGCCCAAUGCGUCCGGCCACCAGCGGACUGGGAGCCGGGACCCCACGUCCAUUCCCUCGACCCCCACCUCGCCAGAGGCGCCACGCAAGGCGGUGGGCGGCUCCAACUCGGAUCUGCUAACGGUCAGCGUGGUCACUGCGCGUGGUCUGUCACUCCCAUCAGGCAAGACCCUCCAAACAGACGCAAAGAAGGCGCAGGGCGGUGAUGCUUCGCAGCCGAAGCGCACGCUACGGCAGCGGCAGGCACUCCUGCCCUAUGUUGUGCUGGAGUUUGACAAGAAUGAGGUGCUGAUCCUCGCAUCGGGCGGCGAUCUUCCCUCGCCGCAGUGGCAGUUUACCGCAAACUUCGACGUCUCGCGCAAGACCGAAGUGAGUCUGCAUGUGUAUAUGCGUGGCGAGGCUGUGGUCUCACCUACACCCACUGGCAUACUUGGCCUCUUCCGCAGCUAUACGCCGAAAGCCGAGGACCAACAAGGAGCGCGGCGCAACCCCAUGACGGACCUGAUGGGCGAGAGCGAUGUUUAUCUCGGAAGCGCCAAGCUCGUCCCAUCGUUUGAAAGUGCACGUUCAUUGGAUACGUGGCUCCCCAUUUCUGGCGGCACAGGCGAAAUUCAUGUACAGCUAGCCUACAAGCCCCAGCAAGGACACACGCUCUCCAUCGAGUCCUUUGAGCUCCUCAAGGUGAUUGGCAAAGGCAGUUUCGGCAAGGUGAUGCAAGUGCGGAAACGCGAUACGGCACGCAUCUAUGCCCUCAAGAUCAUCCGCAAAGCGCAUAUUAUUUCACGGUCGGAAGUGACGCACACGCUGGCGGAGCGCACGGUCCUUGCACAAGUAAACAGUCCCUUUAUCGUGCCGCUUAAGUUCUCGUUCCAGAGCCCCGACAAGCUGUACCUUGGACUGGCGUUUGUGAAUGGUGGCGAGCUCUUUCACCACCUGCAGCGCGAAGGGCGCUUUAGUGAGGCGCGUGCGCGCUUCUACACCGCCGAGCUCUUUUGUGCAUUGGAGCAUCUGCACGACUUCAACGUCAUCUACCGUGACUUGAAGCCGGAAAAUAUCCUGUUGGACUAUACCGGGCACAUUGCGUUGUGCGACUUUGGCCUAUGCAAGCUGAAUAUGGGUGACAAAGAGACGACGCAUACCUUUUGCGGCACGCCCGAGUACCUCGCACCCGAGCUGCUGUUGGGCCACGGCUAUACCAAAUCCGUCGACUGGUGGACGCUCGGCGUGCUCCUCUACGAGAUGCUCACGGGCCUGCCCCCCUUCUACUCGGAGGACGUGAACGAGAUGUACCGCAAGAUUCUUCAUAACCCCCUGACUUUCCCCCCCGAAGUGCAGCCGGACGCGCGCGACUUGCUGACGCGACUGCUGCACCGCGAUGCAUCACAGCGCCUGGGAUACGGCCCUCACGGCGCAGCAGAUAUCAAAAGUCAUCCAUUUUUCACCAAGCAUAUCGACUGGAACCAGCUCCUUGCCAAAAAGGUCCAGCCACCCUUCAAGCCCGGCGUGGCCUCGGCCUUUGACACGUCCAACUUUGACCCCGAGUUCACCAGCGAGCCCGCGUUGGACAGCGUCGUGGAUGAGAGCCAUAUGAUCAGCGCCACCAACCAAGAGCAAUUCGCCGGUUUUAGCUACAAUGCUGCUGCGGAAGGCGCAAGCGGCGAGAGUUUAUGGCAGUAA